This is a messenger RNA of Rodentolepis nana, 309 nucleotides long. The record is from the annotation of a GenBank genome assembly. NCBI's taxonomy places the organism in Eukaryota, Metazoa, Platyhelminthes, Cestoda, Cyclophyllidea, Hymenolepididae.
AUGCCAUCCAACUUUGAAUUUUCCAACGGUCAAGUUUCGCCAUCCAGUUCUUCCUCCAGCACUAACACCUCCAUUCCUCCUAAAAAUAAAAGCAUCUUCGAAACGCUAUUAGAAUCCAAUCGGAUUGAAGUGCGGCCCUUCUUCAAGCCUGGGGAGAAAAUCGUUGUUGCUGCAAGUAUGAAUGGUGGGAACGUAAUCGAAAGAUUCGUUAAGAUGCUUCGUUUUUGGUGCCGUCAAUUGGGUUGCCCUGCUGUUGAAACCACUCAGUUUAUGGAGGGAGAGGAGGGGAGUAGCACUUUUCUCUUCUAA